CGAGAAUGAUUUUCUAGUCAAAUGUUUAUUAUAAAAAGUUAUGGUACAAUAAUAGCACAACGCACUCGGAACAUAGUUUUUUUUCCUCGAUUUUGUGCUGUUUAAGUUCGAAAAAAAAAGUUUUUGCAGGAGAAAUCUAAGUUACUGAAGAGAUAACCCGAAGCAUCAACAUGUCUACGACCGCAUUAGCAGUGAGCACAGCGUUUAUGGGAUUAUGUUGUGGUCUAGCUUGCAUUGGACGACAAUUAGCUGAAAGACUGUUGAAACCGGGAUUAGUGCAGGAGCUUUUCUACGAAGCUAUUGCGUCGGCUGAGAUGUGUGCGGUUUGUUUUGAAUUAAUCAUCGUUGCUGAUAACUUUGGUGUGGCUACUUAUGCCAUCUACCUAUUUUUCCUCACAAUAUGGUGGUCAAUGGUAUGGGGAAAUGCAUCGGCAUGUCCAUAUACGCACAUGGAAGAUAUGGUAGAGGGAAACACAUCACCGAGAGUGGUUGCAUUGAAAACAUGGGCUCAAAUUAUGGGUGGUUGUUGUGUAUAUCGAUUCGUACAAGUGUUCUGGUGGUUUGAACUGGUUCAGACGCACGAAAAUCGAGCUUUUGAAGACUGUACGGCUGACUUACAAGUGAAUCCUUAUCUUGGCGCUGCAAUUGAAGGUGUAGCAACACUUCUUUGUAGAUUGGGAUCAAGAGCUCUUGGUGAAUUAGGACCUAAACAUGCGUCAAUUAUUGAUUCAUUUAUUGGAACAAGCCUUGUAGUCGCUGCGUUUAAUUACUCUGGCGGUUAUUUCAAUCCAGUUUUGGCUACCGCAUUGAAAUGGGGUUGCUCGGGACAUACAAACAUCGAACACAUUAUUGUUUAUUGGAUUGGUGCGUGUGUUGGGGCAGUGUUGUCCGUGCCAAUAUUCAAAGUCAAAUACGUACGUCAACUGCUAGUGGGUGAACCCAGUGAUUCUGUAAAAGACAAGGCAGAAUAGGAACAUUGAACUGUUGGAUAUUUUAAUUUAUUUGGUUUCGUUUCAUGAAGAGUGUGUGGUAAUUUCACAUUUAUUUUUAUGUAAAUAGACUUUAAAAAUUGAAAAUGGUUUGUGGGUCAGGACGGCACAGCACAAGAAAAUGCUGUUGUGAUAUCACAAAAACACAGUACAACAUCUACUUCGAUACGUUGUACACGCAGUUGAGAUUUUUAAUGUGAAGUCUAUACUCACUACUACCUGUUUAUAUUCACAAUUGAAUAAUUCUAGACUUUCUUGAAUUUUCUUGUGAUAUGACAAUGUAACGAUUUUGUUGUACCAUUUUUACCCACAUCCGGAAGUUUUUAAAGUAAAAUAAUUUAAGCGGAAAACUUUUAUUUUAUUUGCU
Messenger RNA from Bradysia coprophila, 1356 nucleotides. RefSeq names its product aquaporin (gene AQP). Gene Ontology annotation, cellular component: cytoplasm. Lineage: Eukaryota; Metazoa; Arthropoda; Insecta; Diptera; Sciaridae. Gene Ontology annotation, molecular function: channel activity. The record is from RefSeq and is a predicted model, not a curated record.